UUAGUAAUUUUGGGUUGUAGAUGUACAUUGGCAUAUCUUAACAUCCAUCCAUUAAUUCCUCAAGCUUCCCAAUAUUCCUCAUUGAUCAUCAAUGGCCUCUACAGCAUUUCUCAAGGGAAUGUCUUCUCUAAGGUUCUCUAACAUAGUAACAUCUCACUCACCUUUUCGGUCCACAAAACAAUUGGGUUUCUUUCACUCGAAAGCCUUCUCAUCAACCCAAAAGUUUAAAAACUCCACUUCUCAUCAAGAAUAUUUCUCAACAGGGACAAGCUCCCGGAAAAGCUUUGCCACCAAAGCUUUCUUCUCCACCAAACCGGCGUCGUUGCAAGAGUCUCCAAGACCUACGAAAAUUCAAGAACUAAACGUGUACGAGAUCAACGAACGAGACAGGGAAAGCCCAGCAAUCCUAAAACUGAGUAAGAAACCUGAUCAACUAGCACUUGGCGAUCUUGUUCCUUUCACAAACAAGCUCUACUCUGGAGACCUAAAGAAAAGGUUAGGUAUAACUGCUGGUCUAUCAGUACUUAUCAAGCACGUGCCAGAAAAGAAUGGUGACCGAUACGAAGCAAUAUAUAGCUUCUACUUUGGUGAUUAUGGGCAUAUAUCAGUUCAAGGAGCAUAUUUAACCUAUGAUGACACUUAUUUAGCUGUGACUGGUGGAACUGGAAUCUUUGAAGGAGUGUACGGACAGGUCAAGCUGCAUCAGAUUGUUUUCCCUUACAAGCUUUUUUAUACUUUCUACUUGAAAGGGAUACCUGAUUUGCCAGAUGAACUAUUGGGAACCCCAGUCACCCCUUCGCUGACCGUUGAACCUGCUUCGACUGCUAAGGCGGCUCAGCCUUCCGGGACCAUUCUUCACUUCACCGAUUGAUGCUGUCCAUGAGCUCUGACCUGUGUUCUUUUAUUCCUAGAAAGCUAGGAAUGUACGAUGAUGUGUUAUAUUUCCAUUUUAUUUAAUUAUUUGUUUUUUUCA
Messenger RNA from Ricinus communis (castor bean), 973 nucleotides. Its product is annotated as allene oxide cyclase, chloroplastic. The record is from RefSeq and is a predicted model, not a curated record. Gene Ontology annotation, biological process: jasmonic acid biosynthetic process. Bases 92 to 871 code for a protein of 259 amino acids. The transcript is spliced from 2 exons. Gene Ontology annotation, molecular function: allene-oxide cyclase activity. NCBI's taxonomy places the organism in Eukaryota, Viridiplantae, Streptophyta, Magnoliopsida, Malpighiales, Euphorbiaceae.